Molecule: messenger RNA, 962 nt
Organism: Dermatophagoides pteronyssinus (European house dust mite)
Lineage: Eukaryota; Metazoa; Arthropoda; Arachnida; Sarcoptiformes; Pyroglyphidae
Gene: Cox11
Product: Cytochrome c oxidase copper chaperone COX11
Cellular component (GO): mitochondrial inner membrane
Molecular function (GO): copper ion binding
Source: RefSeq, a predicted model, not a curated record
UUCGAAUGUGAUGAUCAAUUUUUUAUAAAAUUUUUAAAUUUUUUUUGCAAUGAAUUAUCAGUUAAUUUUUUUGGUUUUUCGUCGUCAACAUUUAUGGAGAAACAAUAGUAAUUAUUUACAAUUUCAAUCGAAAAUAAUCACACCAUUUUUAUGGUCAAAAUGUUCAAUGUCGACGACGACGAGGACGAAGAUGAUGUUCAAUCAUCAAACAAGAAUAACGAAUUCGUUUGGACUAACAAAUCGAUUUCUAUAUCCUCGAAAUCCAAUCCAUCAUACGAUGAUCAUGUGGCGAUCAUAUCGGCCAAUUGAUCAGGAAAAAAAUCGUAGUACAGCAAUGUUGCUUACAGCAUUAGUUGUUAUUGUUCUUGGUUUAAGCUAUGCAGCUGUACCAUUAUAUAGAAUAUAUUGUCAAAAAACUGGUACCGGUUUACAAGCGGUUGCCAAAGUUGAUGAAAUUAAUGAAAAAGUUGCCAAUAUGAAAAAAAUAACCGAUCGAAAAAUAAGGGUAAAAUUUGAAGCCGAAAAAUCAUCACGUUUAGCAUGGAAUUUUCAACCUAGUCAACCAUCGGUUGUUUGUUCACCUGGUGAAACAAUUUUAGCAUUUUAUACGGCUAAAAAUGAACUUGAUCGUCCUGUUAAUGGUAUUGCUACAUAUACUAUCCUUCCAUAUGAAGCGGGUAAAUAUUUUAAUAAAAUUCAAUGUUUUUGUUUUGAAGAACAACAAUUGAAUGCUAAUGAAGAAGUUGAUCUGCCUGUAUUUUUCUUUAUUGAUCCGGAAUUCAUUCGUGAUCCAUAUCUAUUCGAUAUUAAUGAAAUUAUUUUAUCAUAUAAUUUUUUCGAAACUAAAGAAGGUUUUAAAUUACCGAAACCACCUGGGUUUCGUGCACAUUAUCCAAUAGCUGCUGAACAACAACCACAACAAAAUCAAAUUACAACCACUAACUAAUUAAAAAAUUGUUAUA